AUGAUAGAGAGCUUUAUUACCACAACCAAUAGUGCUAUCCAACAACAAGGUAACUCAAUCCAACAGUUGCAAGCCCAUAGUAAGCUCAUGGAAAGCCAAAUAAGCCAAUUUUCACAACAGGUGAGUCGCCUAUCAACUCUUCAAGAUCAAGCAAAGGUUCAAAAAGAACAAUGCAAUGCUGUUUUCUUGAGAAGAGAUGAAGCCUUUCCAAGGCAAAUUGUUGAGAAAGUGUGCAGUGAGGAGUCUAGAAAAGACGAAAAGGGCAAAGAUGUUCAAAGCUCCAAAUAUGUGGCUCCACCGGCUUAUGAGGAACCGAUGCCUUUCCCGCAACGGUUGUCAAAAGCCGUGCUCGAUAGACAAUUUGGCAAAUAUUGUGAAGCCCUCAAGAAGGUACACGUUUCUACUCCCUUUUCUGAUCUUUUAGUUCAAAUGCCUCAAUUUGCAAAUUUUGUAAAGAAUAUCAAAGAUCAACGUGAGGAUAAUGAAGUAGCACAUAAGAAGGGCCCUACUCUCUUAUAUGAUAACCUACCACCUAAGCUGCAUGAUCCUGGUAGUUUCACUAUUCCCUACACGAUAAACGAGAAAUUUUUCGAUAGGGUUUUGUGA
Chenopodium quinoa (quinoa) is the source of this 606-nucleotide messenger RNA. RefSeq lists its product as uncharacterized. The transcript has a single exon. NCBI's taxonomy places the organism in Eukaryota, Viridiplantae, Streptophyta, Magnoliopsida, Caryophyllales, Amaranthaceae. The record is from RefSeq and is a predicted model, not a curated record. The coding region runs from base 1 to 606 and encodes 201 amino acids.